Molecule: messenger RNA, 3820 nt
Organism: Salmo salar (Atlantic salmon)
Lineage: Eukaryota; Metazoa; Chordata; Actinopteri; Salmoniformes; Salmonidae
Source: RefSeq, a predicted model, not a curated record
UUCUGUUGUUCACACAGAAUAUCAUGUUGAGACAUUCUCUACAUCCAGAGAACAACAGCAGAAAGAUCAUGGAGCUAAGAGGUCUCACAACUGCCCGCAUUGUGAAGAGAUUUUCCCAUUUCUAUCAAAGCUAAAAAUACACCUAAAAACACACACAGGAGAGAAGCCUUACUCCUGUUCUGACUGUGGGAAGAGUUUCUCCCGAUUGGAUACCUUAAAAUCACAUGUCCGUAUACACACAGGCUGAGAAGCCUUACUACUGCUCUGACUGUGGGAAGAGGUUCUCCCGAUUGGAUACCUUAAAAUCACAUGAACGUAUACACACAGGAGAGAAGCCUUACUACUGCCCUGACUGUGGGGCGAGAUUCUCUCAAAAGACCAACUUAAAAGCACACCAACAAAUACAUACAGGAGGGAAGCGUUACUCCUGCUCUGAAUGUGGAAAAAGUUUCUCCCGAUCGGAUAACUUAAAAUCACAUGAACGUAUACAUACAGGAGAGAUUCCAUACUCCUGCUCUGACUGUGGAAAGUGCUUCAAAACAUCAACUGGGCUAAAAGUUCAUCAGAGAACACAUACAAGAGAAAAGCCUUACUCCUGUUCUGACUGUGUAAAAUGCUUCAAAACGUCAACGGUGCUAAAACAUCAUCAGAAAACACACACAGGAGAGAAGCCUUACUUCUGCUCUGACUGUGGGAAGAGGUUCUCUCGAUUAGAUACCUUAAAAACACACCGUAUACAUACGGGAGAGAAGCCUUACUUCUGCUCUGAUUGUGUAAAAUGUUUCAAAACAUCAACUGAGCUAAACGUUCAUCAGAGGACUCAUACAGGAGAAAAGCCUUACUCCUGUUCUGACUGUGUAAAAUGCUUCAAAACAUCAACUGAGCUAAAACUUCACCAGAGAACACACACAGGAGAGAAGCCUUACUUCUGCUCUGACUGUGGAAAAUGUUUUAAAACAUCAACUGAGCUAAUACUUCAUCAGAGAACACACACAGGAGAGAAGCCUUACUUCUGCUCUGAGUGUGGGAAGGGUUUCUCUCACCAGAGCAACUUAAAAACACACCAACGUAUACAUUAACCUCUCUGCUCUAAGUGGGACCCUAGCGUCCCAUCUGGCCAACAUCCGGUGAAAUUGCAGAGCGCGAAAUACAAAUGUCAGAAAUAGUCAUAAUAAACUUUCAUGAAAAUACAAGUGUUAUAUAUCGGCUUAAAGAUUAACUUCUUGUUAAUCCAGUCGCUUUGUCAGAUUUCAAAAAGGCUUUACGGCGAAAGCAUACCAUGCGACUAUCUGAGGACAGCGCCCUGCUUACAAAAGCAUAUAAACAUUUUCCAACCAAGUAGAGGAGUCACGAAAGUCAGAAAUAGCGAUAAAAUUAAUCACUUACCUUUGAAGAUCUUCAUCUGGUUGCAAUCACAAGACUCCCAGCUACACAAUAAAUGGUCGUUUUGUUCGAUAAAGUCCCUCUUUAUAUAAAAAAAUCUCAGACGAAUACAUGCUAAUAGUAGCGGUAAAGUUCGUCAAAACAUGUCAAACGAUGUUUAUAACUAAUCCUCAGGGUGUCAAUUAUCUAAAUAAUCGCUAAUAUUUCAACUGGACAAAAGUGUUUUCAAUAGAAAGGAAAAAGAACAAAGAGCGCGCAUAGUCACGCGCGUAAACCAGUACUGCAUGACUUCCCAGUCCCCUGACAGAAAGAUCUCAUUCUUCUUCAUUUUUCAGAAAACAAGCCUGAAACCAUGUCUAUAGACUUGACAGUGGAAGCCAUAGGAACUGCAAUCUGGGCCCUAACCCAUUACAUAGACGAUUGGCUGUCAAUGGAAAACCACUCACAUAAAAAAAAAAUCCUAGGGUUUUCCUAGGGUUUUUGCCUGCCAUAUCAGUUCUGUUAUACUCACAGACAUUAUUUUAACAGUUUUAGAAACUUUAGAAUGUUUUCUAUCCAAUCCAAUUAUAUGCAUAUCCUUGCUUCUGGGCCUGAGUAACAGGCAGUUUACUUUGGGCACCUCAUUCAUCCAAACUUCCGAAUACUGCCCCCUAGACCGAACAAGUUAAGGAAAAAAGCCUCAUUGGUUCUCUGACCAGCUAAGAAUAAAGUCACUCCAUCACUUAAUUCUCAUCUCAUAAAAUACGUUUUAAAGUUGAAUUGGAUCAAAUGAAGAAAGCGUAGAACACUGUAAUCCUAUUGUUUCUCACUGUGAGAGAACUGUACAGAGGAAAGGAAGCGUUAUAGAAUGUUAGCCUCUCUUUACUGAUCAGUGUGCACCUUGUCAGUUUUAGUGUGUUUUGUUUUGUUAGCUUCGACUGUAAAGAUUUGCCCUUAGUGUUGAAUACCCUCUGUGAGGCUUCUCAUUUUGAAAACAAACACUAGUCUGCCAAUUGACAGGGUGGUACUGCUUCCCUCUCAGCCUGGUCUGACUCUGUCUGUGGGGAGAGUUUCAACUGGGCAGCUUAAAAACACACCACCAUUUACACGUAGCAGAGAAGCCUUACUUCUGCUAUGUGGAAGGGUGGGCGUGUAACUCAAACGUCUAGCCAAAGGCUGCGUGUUUGAAUCUCAUCACGGAGGACUUUAGCAUUUUAGCUAAUUAGCAACUACUUACUACUUUUUAGCUAUUACUUAGCAUGUUAGCUUAGCAUGCAACUACUUAGCAUGUUAACUAACCUUUCCCCUAAACCCAUUUAACUCUACCUUAAAGCCCUCACCCCUAACCUAGCUAACUUUAGCAACAACAAAUUGGAAUUCGUAACAUAUUGUAUGAAUAGCAAUGCGUAAAAUAACAUACAAAUUGUCAUUUGUAACAUACGAUACAAGUCGUAUUAUACUGAACCAAAAUCUAAACACAGCAAUUUCAAAUGAAUGGGCAGGGGCUAUAAGCAAAUCAGCCCCCCCCAAAAAAAUUCUCUAAAAGGACGUUAGAGGUGCCUUAUGGUAGAGAUAUAAAUAUUGAGUUCUCUGGCAACAGCUCUGGUGGACAUUCCUGCGGUCAUCAUGACAAUUACACAUUCCCUAAACUUGAGACAUCUGUGACAUUGUGUUGUGUGGCCUUUUAUUGUCCCCAGCACAAGGUGCACCUGUGUAAUGAUCAUGCUGUUUUAUCAGCUUCUUGAUAUGCCACACCUGUCAGGUGGAAUGAUUAUCUUGACAAAGGCUGAAAUGAUCACUAACAGGGAAAUAAACAAAUUUGUCCACAACAUUUCUGGAAUUUAUUAUUUCAGCUCAUGAAACCAACACUUUACAUGUUUCAUUUAUAUUGGUAGGCCAACGUAACAUACUAAAUGGAGUGGCACGGAUGUUUUUGUAACAUAAAGUACAUUUUGCUCUGAGACCAGGUUGUCCCUCUGCAGUAUUCUGUGGGAAUGAGCUAGUAGAUACUUUUUUAAAAUAUUUUUUAGUUAUUGAACCUUUAUUUAACUUGGCAAGUCAGUUAAGAACAAAUGCCUAUUUACAAUGGUGGUCAAGGAACAGUGGAUUAACUGCCUUGUUCAGAGGCUGAAUGACAGAUUUUUACCUUGUCAGCUCGGGGAUUCGAUCUAGCAACCUUUUGGUUACUGGCCCAAUGCUCUAACCACUUGGCUACCUUCCACCCCUAACAUGUAUCAGAUAGAGAUGGUGUGAUGAUCACUUUUCACCAUUAGUUUGGGGGGAUUGUUUUACAAUUUUAUUUAAUGAUACACAGCUUUAGAAAUUAAUACAUGUGUUUAUUAAUUGUCUUUACACUAGAUUCGUUAUUUUAGUUACUGAUCAUGAAUGUGUUUGGAUAACUGCAUUGAAGCAAACUUUAUUGAUCUGCCAAUGAAAAAUAAAGUUACAUGAAUAUGUA